UCGUUAAAUCAAUGGUGAAAGACCAUGAAUUUAAUUAUUCAUUACUAUAAUAUAUUUUUUUGUGUUCUAAUUCUCGCUCGAAUAAUUUUUUUUUUCUUUCCUAACAUAAAUUCAAACUGAGAUGAAAUUGAUUACAUUGGGAAUAAAGAAUGCCAAAUCCAUCAUAAAAUUCACUUGUGAGUGGCGUAUCCCGCCUCCGCCGUCGUCCCUCCGGCCAUCUCUCCGACUUGCGAACCCGAGCGAAUCCCCAUUUCCCUUCCCAAGAUGUUCCGCCACAGCACCCGCACCCUCUCCCGGUCGAUCAAAUCCCGGACAUUUUCCACUGAAACCCCGGCUCCGGCCGACGACGCCUUCACCAAGGCCUGGAGAAGUGCGAUCCCCGACAUUGAACCCCCUAAGACGCCGCUUUCCUUCAUGCAACCUCGGCCUCCUGCCCCUUCCGAUAUCCCCUCUAAACUUGCCGUCAAUCUCGUCCUCCCGUAUGCCCCUGAUUUUCUCAACAAAGAGGUUGACAUGGUGGUUAUUCCUGCAACAACUGGUGAGAUGGGCAUUCUUCCGGGACAUGUAUCAACAAUUACGGAGCUGAAAUCUGGUGUUCUCUCGGUUCAUGAUGAAAAUGGUGUGAAAAAGUAUUUUGUUAGUGGUGGAUUUGCUUAUAUUCACUCAAACUCCUACACGGACAUCAUUGCUGCUGAGGCAGUGCCGAUUGACCAACUGGACGAUGCCUUGGCAUUAAAGAGACUUGCUGAGUACAAUCAGAAGCUGAAUUCAGCCUCUACUGAUCUGGAGAUAGCCGAAGCCCAAAUUGGUAUAGAUGUAUAUAGGGCUAUUAACGUCGCUCUCUCAGGGUAGUUCAAUGCAAGUAGAGAUCAUUCUCUUCUUUUGGACGUGGCAUGUUUGUAGAUUAGUCGAAUCAGUAUCCCAAUGUCUUAGGUAUCACCAUAUAUAAACUCGUCUCAGGGCUAAUUCUCCACCUCUCAACCUUGCUUUAUUUACGUUAAUCUAGUCCUAAGUAUACAUAAUUAUCUCCCUUGAACGACCUUUUUGUUUGGAAGUUGGUACUGGGUUAGCCAAGAGCGCGAAUCAGUAGAAUUUUGAAACCGUCGAGGCCAUAUUUCAAUCUGUGACUGCUCAUACCAGGUGAUGAGUACUGAUGACAAUCAAUCUGUUCUGUCCACGCCAUAGUUAUGGGUGGUCUGAGCUUAUAAUAGUUGCAUGCAUUUCUUCUGGUGAAAUAGUACUUCUCCUUUAGUAAGAGAAACAAAAAUAUUGUGCAUGAACCAAAUGGAGAUUCAGGUCCCCUGAAGGGGAAAAAAUGAGUAGAAUUAUGGGUCAUUGUGUGGUACUGUGGUCCUAAACCCAGAAACCUGCAAUUUCUGUGAUCAAAGAAUACUAGAAACCCAUUGUUUUGCCAUGCCGAAAUCCUGGACUAACAGAAGUACUAAUUAAUUAUGACCAACAGAUAAGAAC
Molecule: messenger RNA, 1470 nt
Organism: Oldenlandia corymbosa var. corymbosa
Lineage: Eukaryota; Viridiplantae; Streptophyta; Magnoliopsida; Gentianales; Rubiaceae
Source: the annotation of a GenBank genome assembly